Molecule: messenger RNA, 897 nt
Organism: Eimeria necatrix
Lineage: Eukaryota; Apicomplexa; Conoidasida; Eucoccidiorida; Eimeriidae
Product: branched-chain alpha-keto acid dehydrogenase E1 component beta chain, putative
Exons: 5
Coding region: 1-897 (298 amino acids)
Biological process (GO): response to nutrient; branched-chain amino acid catabolic process
Source: RefSeq, a predicted model, not a curated record
AUGGCGCCGCACGCAGCCUCUCGUUUUCUCUCUCUUUUGACCCCAGCUCCCCUGAGCAGGGUCCGCCUCAACAGGGGCCCCCUAGCCGCUUUCAGGGCCCCGUCUCUGGCUUCUGUGCCCUUGCACGCAACAUGGGGCCCCAACGGCUCUCAGAAACGUGGCUUUGCCCACGGCCCCGGCACUGACCUCACAGUUGCCUGCCGCACGUCCACUUCCCCCAGGCCUGACCACGGCCCCACCACCAGCAUGAAUCUCUUCACGGCCAUCAACUCCGCCAUGCACAUUGCUCUGGAGACAGACCCCACGGCAUGCGUUUUCGGGGAAGAUGUUGCUUUUGGGGGAGUCUUCCGCUGCUCGGUGGACCUGCGAGACAAAUUUGGGCACCACAGGGUCUUCAAUACCCCGCUUUCAGAGCAGGGUAUCGCCGGUAUGGCUGUGGGCAUGGCUGCUGUGGGCUACACCGCAAUUGCUGAAAUUCAGUUUGGGGAUUACAUCUUCCCCGCGUUUGACCAAAUCGUAAACGAAGCCGCCAAGUUCCGUUACCGCAGCGGCAACAACUGGAACUGCGGGAAAGUCACUUUCAGGUCUUCCUGGGGCGCUGUGGGCCACGGAGGGCUCUACCACUCCCAGUCUCCGGAGGCAUUCUUUGCGCAUGCAGCAGGACUUAAACUGCAAACCCUAAACCCUAAACCCUAUCUCUCAGUGCGUGUUUGGAAGCGUUUGACAGCUGAGUUGCGAGAAAGGGCAGCUGCUGCUGGCGGUUUUUGCUGCUGCUGCUGUUCAGAUUGUGAUCCCGAGGGGCCCCUACCAGGCCAAGGGGCUGCUGCUGAGCUGCAUCCGAGACGAAAACCCCUGCCUUUUCUUCGAACCCAAGGCGCUUUACAGAGUUGCCACUGA